AGAUAGGGGAGGAGGUCAGCUCCAUGACCUAAACUUUUGCCUCCACAGAGACCUCGUUGGCUGACAGGGGGUGUGCGUCAGCCCCCAUCACUGCUCCUCCACAACCCUGCUCAAGCCUGUGGCGGCCUCACAGACUCAGAGGAGUGUGAGAAGGAGCAGCUGAAACUGCUGCUCGGACUGACUCACUGCAGCAUCCACGGGUGACACGGCUCAGUGAGCACCGACCACGCACGACCACAGGACACUUGGAACAUUUACGCACAGUUUACGGUGCGCCGUUUGGACAGUGUUAUUAUUAUUAUUAUUAUUAUUGGACAUUUUAUUUUUUUCCACAGACUUUUUGUCUUAAGUGUUUGUUCCACUAUGAUGCUCACCCACCUGUGUCUGCUCACGUUGAGCUUCUUCUUCGGUGCUGCGUCGGUUAAAGUCAGCGCGCAGGACCGACACCUCCAGCCACUGGAUGAAGACCUGGACCAGGACAUGGUCUCCCAGCACAUGGCCAAACUGUACGAGAAAUACAACAACAGGGAGAAUCGGCUCAGAGAGGGGAACACUGUCAGGAGUGUCAAAGCCAUUCAAGCCUCUGCUGACCACAGGACGGUGUAUCGGCUGAACCUGACAGCCCUGCAGGAUUCAGAGGCCGUCCUCUCCGCCACAUUCCACUUCCUGCUGGAACGGCGCCCCCGUCAAAAACCCUGGUUCUGCAAGCGCUUCAAGAGUCCAUCCUGUCGCUCCUUGGGCGUCCAGCCUUCCAUCAGCCUACUCUUUCGCUCUGUCUCCUCUGGGUCAGAGGUCAGUACGGGGUCAACGGGGUCACUUUUAGGCAACGUGACCUUUCAUCCCCACAGGAGAGGGGUGUGGCAGAUGAAAGAUGUGACCCAGGUCAUAAAGGAGGCCUGGGAUAAGGGUCAACGCCUGCUGUCAGUGGAGCUGGACCUGGGCCAGCAAAACCAGAGGAAACCAGAGGAGGCGCUGUCUGUCGGGAACCCGCCUUACCUGUUGCUUCAUGCUGACGACCAGGCAUUGGCCGAGCCAAACAGUGUGGCUGCGAGCCUUCAGAGGUACGACCCCUUCGCUGAAGCAGGGGAGGAAUCUUCUCAGACACUGCACAGGCCAAACUCCUCAUCACAGUCCAAAGAACGUGUGAGGAGGGAAGCAGCUCUGCCCUUUGACCUCAUCCAGAACAAUGAGCUGCCUGAGGUUGAGUACAAGCCUGAUGGAUUCAGGAAAGAUGACCUUUGGGAGAGCACCUGGUACCUUAAACCCAAGAGUAAAGAAAGAGUGGGGAAGAAGGAGGAGAAGAGGAAGAGCCACGAGGACAAAGCAGCCAAAGAUAUCAGAGAAAAACAGGAGGGAAGUGAACCUCGGGUUCUAGAGCAAGGGGAAAGAACGACACAUGGAGUUAUCAAAAAACAUGACCAAGAGGGUCGAACACAGACUGUGAGUGACGGACGGAAACAUGAGCGCAGGAACGAGGGAAAGGAUGUGAAAAAGCCCCGGGGUCACUCCAACGCCCAGUCACCUGUCCUGAGUUUUGAUGAGCAGACAAUGCGCAACGCCAGGAGGAAACAGUGGAGCACCGGCCAGAACAGAGGCUGCUCCAGGAGGAACCUCAGAGUGGACUUUGCAGAUAUAGGCUGGAGCGAGUGGGUCAUUGCACCCAAAGCUUUCGAGGCCUAUUACUGCGCAGGGACGUGUGAGUUUCCUAUGCCCAAGAUGUCAAGGCCAUCGAACCACGCCACCAUCCAGAGUAUAGUGCGAGCAGUUGGGAUCAUCCCUGGGGUUCCCGAGCCCUGCUGUGUCCCAGAAAAGAUGAGUCCCCUGGCCGUGCUGUACCGGGAUGAAGCCAGCGACCUCGUACUGAAGGUUUAUCCCAACAUGUCCAUUCAGUCCUGCUCCUGCAGGUAGGAAGGAGGCGAACGGAGGACGAGGAGAGGAGA
Cynoglossus semilaevis (tongue sole) is the source of this 1940-nucleotide messenger RNA. It is a transcript of the gene gdf10a, whose product is annotated as growth differentiation factor 10a. The transcript is spliced from 3 exons. Gene Ontology annotation, cellular component: extracellular region. Gene Ontology annotation, biological process: positive regulation of osteoblast differentiation. Gene Ontology annotation, molecular function: cytokine activity; growth factor activity. The record is from RefSeq and is a predicted model, not a curated record. Lineage: Eukaryota; Metazoa; Chordata; Actinopteri; Pleuronectiformes; Cynoglossidae. Bases 364 to 1908 code for a protein of 514 amino acids.